CCGCUUCGAAGGAAGUAUGCCUAGGACUGCAGCAGCAACAACAGAUAAUUCAAAUAAAUAAAAUAAGCAGGGCAGCGAGAAAAUGUCUGAGAGCCGUAAGACAACGACAUGCCCCUAUUUCCCCCAUUCACCUGGAUGGGGGGAAAGGGCCAUGUCGGCAGCUACGCAACUAUUCUGAGGUAAGCAGAGACAGGAGGAGAGGCGGCGGCACCGGCACUCUAGCCUUGCGCGCCUCGCCGGGCCCUUCAGAGCCGGAAGAUCCGGGUCGUGAGGAGGGAGCAGGAAGUCGAGACGUGGCCGCCCAGCUGAGCAGCAGGGGGCGAGGUAGGCGAUGGCGGCCGCGGCGGCGCUGAGCUCGGAGCGGCUGGAGGUCUCCAUUGACGGCCUGACGCUGAGCCCGGACUCGGAGGACGCCCGGCCGGGCCAGGCGGAUGCUAGGCCGCUGCCCGCUGCAGGAGGCCGAGGCAGCCGGGCGGGGGCUGGAGCGCAGCCGAGGCAGGAGGAAGAGGAGGAGGAGGACGACGAAGACGACGAAGACGUCGACAACGAGGCCGGCGGAGACAGCGGCGGCAGGGACGACCACGACGGCGGGGCGCUGAGUCUGGAGCAGCGCUGGGGCUUCGGCCUGGAAGAGCUCUACGGCCUGGCGCUGCGCUUCUUCAAAGAAAAAGAUGGCAAAGCAUUUCAUCCAACAUACGAAGAAAAACUCAGACUCGUAGCACUACACAAGCAGGUCCUGCUGGGACCUUACAAUCCAGACACUUGCCCUGAAGUUGGAUUCUUCGAUGUGCUGGGGAAUGACAGAAGGAAAGAAUGGGCUGCCCUUGGAAACAUGACAAAGCAAGAUGCCAUGACAGACUUUGUUAAGCUCCUAAAUAGGUGCUGCCAUCUCUUCUCAACAUAUGUUACUUCCCAUAAAAUAGAGAAAGAAGAACAGGAAAAGAAAAGGAGAGAAGAGGAAGAACGUAGGCGACGUGAAGAAGAAGAGCGUGCGUGUUUACUAAAGGAGGAAGAGAAACGUAGGCGAGAGGAAGAAGAGAGGCUGAGACGGGAGGAAGAAGAGAGGAGGCGGAUAGAAGAAGAGAGACUCCGGAUGGAACAACAGAAACAACAGAUAAUGGCAGCACUGAACUCCCAGACUGCUGUUCAGUUCCAGCAGUAUGCGGCCCAGCAGUACCCAGGCAACUAUGAGCAGCAGCAGAUCCUAAUUCGUCAGCUUCAGGAACAGCACUAUCAGCAGUAUAUGCAGCAGCUUUACCAAGUCCAGCUUGCACAGCAACAGGCUGCUUUACAGAAACAGCAGGAAGCAGCCGCCAUAACAGGGUCUUCAGUGACAUCCGCAUCAAAGCCAAACUCAGCUGCCGCAGGGGAAAUCCCAUCAGUUAAUGGACAGGCCAGUGCGCAUACAGACAGCCCUGAAAAAGAGUUUGACACUGAUGCAGAAGAAGCAUUAGAGAAUGGACCAAAAGAAUCUGUUCCAGUCAUAGCAGCGCCAUCCAUGUGGACACGCCCCCAGAUUGCAGACUUCAAAGAGAAGAUCCGCCAGGAUGCAGACUCUGUAAUAACAGUGGGCAGAGGAGAAGUGGUGACCGUUCGUGUACCAACACAUGAGGAGGGUUCUUAUCUCUUCUGGGAGUUUGCUACAGACAAUUAUGACAUUGGUUUUGGGGUAUAUUUUGAAUGGACAGACUCCCCUAACACAGCAGUCAGUGUACAUGUUAGUGAAUCCAGUGAGGAUGAGGACGAGGACGAAGAAAAUGCUAGCAGUGAAGAAAAAACCAAAAAGAAUGCCAACAAGCCUCAACUAGAUGAAAUAGUGCCUGUGUACAGACGAGACUGUCACGAAGAAGUGUACGCUGGCAGUCACCAGUACCCAGGGAGAGGAGUCUAUCUCCUUAAAUUUGACAACUCCUACUCGCUAUGGAGGUCGAAAACGGUUUACUACAGAGUCUAUUAUACUAGAUAAAUGUGGCAGUGUCAGAGGCCGGGGCUUUGCAGAAGAUGUCGCGUUGUUUGGAGCUUCCUUCAAGCAUACUGGACCUUUUGACAUUGUUCCCCUGUCUGAUGUUUCUGUAUGGUUUGUGUGUGUGUGCGCUUGUGUGUGAACUCUGACACUGGGAGUUGGGCUUUCUUCUGCAGCUCAGUGUUAAUGCAGGUUUAGUGGGGCUAGCAUCUCCCCAAUCCUUUCUGGUUACAUGGAUGUUUGCCAGAGUUUGAGACAAAAGGUCAUGUCAGCUGCAUAUGUUGACCUUGUAAAACCCCUUUCUCACACACACACACACACACACACACACACACACACACACACACACACGGGAAAUGUUUCAUUGAUGGUGGUCAGUAUGAUGUUGCCUGUCGCUUUGAAAGUUUAAAAACACCCACCUGUAAAUUGUUCAUUUGAGGGUACCAGCUUUAUUUGGAGGGGGUGGGUGGGCAUUGGAUGCAAUCUGCACUGUAGCAAGCAAGUUUCUUAAAACUGUAUUUGAAUGUCAGAUUUUUACACCAUUAAACUUGAAACCUUAGUGGAUGCAGUUUAGAAACUGAUUUGUCUCAUGUUUGUUCUCAUUCAAGAAGUCAUUUGGAGCCUUCCUGUCCAAACAGCAUGCUGUUGGAUGAGACACAGAAGUGUGUAUUUGUCUUUGCUGGAGGUAUGCAGGCCCACAUGAAACAAGAGUUAUGUAUUUCAGGGAAUUCUCUUGUUUGAUUGCAAAACAGAAAGAGUUAAUCUUGGACUAAAGUAAAUAAAAUGGAUAUUUUUGCUUCCCUUGUAUCUGCUGCUAAUCUUGAGUCCAGGUUUUGUGCAGGAAUUUUACUGCAGAGCUGAGACAUAAGUAACUUUAAAUUCUGAAGGUCUGUUCAGAUGUUUUCCUGUACAUGCCAUGUUAAAGUUAAUGGGAACUGUCCUUGUGCAAUUCUUUAUUUGCUCAGUUUGGGACAAGGGAAGUAUGUGUAAGGAGCCAUUCCUGUUGGAAGUGUGUCUCUUUCACAACUGUAUGGGUAGGCUUCAAAUUGAAACCAGUUGUCUGCACAGCUUUUGUAGUCUGUCCGGGGGGGGGCUUUUUUGUAAACCUGAGUUUGUACUUUGUGCAUUUACAUAAUUAAAGAAUGUUUGGAAUAUUGUAGGAAUUAAUGUUGCACUAAUGUUAUGGAAAUCACUGCCAGGAAACACUCAUUUUAGUUAAUUCAGGUUGCAUUUGUGCACUUGUUCUGGCACCAUUAAUCCUAGUUGGUAAUUAAGUGUUGAAAAGAAAUAUGAAGUGUUCUUGCAGAUACACAAGUAGUGUCUUAACUUGCAUAACAUUUUAGCGCGAAAGUGCAAAAUUGUAGGUUUGCUUGGCAGUGACGAAGUUUGGUCGUUUUCUGGUCCCUUAUUUGUAACAACAGAACAACUUUUGUACAGAACUAGUUUUCAAAGACACACAACCAAGUUCAGGUUUUUCAAAAAUGACCUGCGUGUGUGAUGCCUGACAAAUGCAACUUCCCCCAUCAGUUUUAUUUUAUUUUUUACAGUGGAAUUUCCAUGGAUUAGUUGCGAGCAUAUAUGUUCCGCUAGAAAUGGGUCUGUUGGAAUUAAGAGAUUUCCUGACUUGAAUGCUUGUACAUACAUUAUACACUUUUUCCUUUAUCACAUCAUACAGAGAUGGUUCUCCUAAAAAGCACUUGAUCUUUCAAUUUCAUUUGAUUCACAACGCAUUACAACCUUUGUCUAGUUAGUACUGUUCCAUCCAACUCUGCUGUAAACAUGUUCUGUUCUCCUGUGUACAUAAUACUGUAUAAACCAUGAAGUUAGGAAGUAGAUUGCCUUUUAAAAGCUGUAUUUUAAAUUUCAAAAUAAUUAGAGGUGGGCACUAAUUCCAUUUAACAUCUUAUAUUUCUUUUGUCCAUACAAAAUUAUGAUUUAAAAGAGAAAUCGUGUUGAAGAGCAGUAUAUGUUUGUUGUAAACACAGCAAUUUACUGUCAAGCUUUGGCUAUCCAAACUCCUUUUAGAUUUCUAAAAAUUGCCUCUGACUGUUGAUUAGUGCAGAACAAGUGCAAUUUCAAAAUACCUUGGAAUAAUAUAUUUAAUCCAUUAAAAUGGCUUGUACGGAA
Molecule: messenger RNA, 4090 nt
Organism: Hemicordylus capensis (graceful crag lizard)
Lineage: Eukaryota; Metazoa; Chordata; Lepidosauria; Squamata; Cordylidae
Gene: ACBD3
Product: acyl-CoA binding domain containing 3
Exons: 8
Coding region: 332-1966 (544 amino acids)
Cellular component (GO): Golgi membrane
Molecular function (GO): fatty-acyl-CoA binding
Source: RefSeq, a predicted model, not a curated record